AUGUCUUUGCAAAUCUUAGUUGUUGCGCCAAGCAGGGACAACAUUCAGAAGCACGUCAAUUUUGGCGUGCUGCAAUGUAGGCGCUCCUCCAUUGCGUCGUCGCUUCUCAAACUGGACAACGUGUUCUCGCCAGUGCUCACGCAGUCCACUCAUGCUGACAAUGGCUACGAUUAUGUGACCCUCGCCGAUUUGGCUGGCCGACCAUUGGACGAGUCUGCCUAUGACCUGGUUUUGUUGGUCGCCGAAUCUGGAUUUUGCAGGGUUGGAGAGGAUGUCUCGCCCAUUUUAGAGAAGUUGCACGACAGUAUGAAGGGCGACGGCACCUUGAACGUAUUGCUCCCGCCUAGCAAUUCGAAUGAACAUGUAUUGAGGAAGGAGUGUCUAUACAGCGGUUUUAUUGACGUGACGGCCUUCGACCACAACGGUUUCAGAUGGGUCAGCGGCAAGCGGCCCAAUUGGAAGCUAGGCAGCUCAUCCGACACGUCAGCAGCCGUCUCAGUGGCGUCGCUGGACGGUUAUGUACCCUCCGCCCCCGCGGCGGAAUCAUGCAGCACGAAGCCCAGAGCUUGCGCCAACUGCACUUGUGGCCGCGCCGAGAGGGAGCGUCUGGAAGCCGAAAAAUUGGUAUCCGAUGUAGAUGCGCCCACAUCUGCGUGCGGCAACUGUUACUUGGGUGACGCGUUCCGUUGCGCUAGCUGCCCAUACCGCGGCCUCCCCGCCUUUACGCCCGGUGAAAAAGUUGUGCUAGAUUAG
Messenger RNA from Babesia ovata, 753 nucleotides. RefSeq names its product anamorsin homolog. The record is from RefSeq and is a predicted model, not a curated record. The transcript is spliced from 2 exons. The coding region runs from base 1 to 753 and encodes 250 amino acids. Gene Ontology annotation, biological process: iron-sulfur cluster assembly. Gene Ontology annotation, molecular function: iron-sulfur cluster binding. Lineage: Eukaryota; Apicomplexa; Aconoidasida; Piroplasmida; Babesiidae. Gene Ontology annotation, cellular component: cytoplasm.